CGGCCCAUUGCGACGGGGCGGUGGCGGAAGUGACGCGGGGCGCGGGCGCCCGGCGGCGCGGGAUUCCGCCGGCGCUGUUGCUGGGCGAUGAACAGCCGCCUGCAGGAGAUCCGGGAGCGGCAGAAGCUGCGGCGGCAGCUCCUGGCGCAGCAGUUAGGAGCUGAAAACGCAGACAGUAUUGGUGCUGUGUUGAACAGUAAAGAUGACCAGCGGGAAAUUGCUGAAACAAGAGAAACUUGCAGGGCUUCUUAUGAUACGUCUGCACCAAAUGCAAAACGCAAAUAUCCAGAUGAGGGAGAAGCUGAUGAAGAAGAGAUUGAAGAAUAUAAAGAUGAAGUAGAGCUGCAGCAAGAUGAAGAGAACCUACCGUAUGAAGAAGAGAUUUACAAAGAUUCAAGUACCUUUCUUAAGGGGACUCAGAGCUUAAAUCCACACAAUGAUUAUUGCCAACACUUUGUGGAUACAGGACACAGACCCCAGAACUUCAUCAGAGAUGUAGGCUUAGCAGAUAGGUUUGAAGAAUAUCCAAAACUUAGAGAGCUCAUCAGAUUGAAGGAUGAGCUGAUAUCUAAAUCUAACACUCCUCCCAUGUACUUACAAGCAGACUUGGAAGCUUUUGAUAUUAGAGAACUGAAGUCCAAAUUUGAUGUGAUCCUUCUGGAACCACCACUGGAAGAAUACUACAGAGAGACUGGCAUUACUGCCAACGAAAAAUGCUGGACCUGGGAUGAUAUCAUGAAGCUGGAAAUCGAAGAGAUUGCAGCCCCAAGGUCAUUUGUGUUUCUGUGGUGUGGCUCGGGAGAGGGUCUGGACCUUGGCAGAGUGUGUCUACGCAAAUGGGGUUACAGAAGAUGUGAGGACAUUUGUUGGAUUAAAACCAAUAAAAACAAUCCUGGAAAGACCAAGACUCUAGACCCUAAGGCUGUUUUCCAAAGGACCAAGGAGCACUGCCUCAUGGGCAUUAAAGGAACUGUGCGUCGCAGUACAGAUGGUGACUUCAUCCAUGCUAAUGUUGACAUUGACCUAAUCAUCACAGAAGAGCCUGAAAUUGGCAACAUAGAAAAACCUGUAGAGAUUUUUCACAUCAUUGAGCAUUUCUGCCUUGGACGACGGCGUCUUCAUCUUUUCGGAAGGGACAGUACAAUUCGACCAGGUUGGCUGACUGUAGGACCCACCCUCACAAACAGCAAUUUCAAUGCAGAAACAUAUUCUUCAUACUUCACUGCUCCAAAUUCCCACCUGACUGGCUGUACAGAAGAGAUUGAGAGACUUCGGCCCAAGUCGCCACCACCCAAGUCCAAGUCUGACCGAGGAGGUGGUGCUCCCCGGGGAGGAGGAAGAGGCGGGACUUCAGCAGGCCGAGGAGAAAGGGGCAGAGAGAGGAACAGAACUAAUUUCCGGGGUGAGAGGGGUGGCUUCAGAGGGGGGCGUGGAGGUACCCAUAGGGGUGGCUUCCCCGCACGCUGAUGACUGUUAAGGAAUUACUCCUUCCCCUGGUCCUAUGCCUCGUCUCUGAAUCCCUUUUUCUUAGUCUCGUUUUUGCUAAAGUGAAUUAUUCUGAGGACUCAAGCCAGAUGACUUUUAAAAUUGUUUUUGGUGCAAGCAGUUCCAAAUAUUCUGCCUUCCCAUGACUGGCCUGGCACGUCACCUCACUUGGCAGGCAGGAUCCUGCACUUAAACGGUGCUAAACUGGGCCUCCUGGCGGCUUCCAUUCGUCAAAGCAGAGAGUGCCAUCUCUUCAAACCAUGGAUAGGAUGGAAGUGAAGAUACUUGCUCUUCCCUUCUAAAACUUGCAAGUUGUGGGCUUUUUUUAACUAUAGUUUUCUCCAAAAUGCGGAUUCUUCCUUCUUUGUAGAUCCAAGUAUGGACUGACUUGGAUCAGUAUGACAUAAUGGGCGUGAAAUGCAGUUCUGAGUUGCAUGGCAAUAGCAGACUUAUUCACAGAAGAAGUGCUGUGUCUAUAUUGACACUUAUUUUAACUUCUCUUAAACCAAGGAGCAAAUCGAAUAAAUAGAAUUCUAUUUUUUCCUUAUUUGGCCUAAAUUUUCUGAAUCAUUCAUGGGAAUAGGGAACAAAUAGUCUUUUUUUUUCCUGCUUUUUUCUUCUUCUCUCCCCUUUUCAUUCAUGGAGUAUAUGCACUCACUUUUCCUGUUCAUAGUGGUGAGAGUCGUAAUUCUGCCCAGUCACGUGGUGUGCUUCAUGGAAAGCAAAAACUUAUUGUGCAUUCAUAUCCAGUCCAGAACGUCUACGUAGAUCUGGAUUGUUUCUUUAGCAGGGAUUUUCAUCAAGUGUCUGUUAAUAACCUUGUUCUUUAGGAGGGAAAACCAAUUUUAUUGCAGAACAGUUGCAAUGUAAGUACUAAAAAGACCUCGUUGUAGGCCAUAUUGGAGAUGUAAGGAGGUGUUACAAGAGGGAGUACUUUCUGAAAAACGUAUGGCCUGGAUAAUGAGGGCGCCGUAGUUACAGCUGAGUGUGUUUUGCUUUGCCUGUGGACCGUAUGUGCAUUGGAAAGGGGCUGCUGGUGAUCAGCUCCGCAGCACAGUGUGUCUGAGAAAGUGAUUCACUUUGGUAUGUACAGUAUUGGUUUUUAGAAAAUAACACAACUCUGAACUUCUUGGACAAUACCUGGUAGGCUGAACAAACCUGGCCAUUGAAGUCCCAAAUUCUUAGGUAUGGAUUUCAGAGAAUUGGCUUUUAAGUCUCAUGAUCUUUAUUGGUUGAAGCCUAGCUUUUAUAAAAACUAUCUUGUAAAGUAGUGAAUUAUUAAACUUGUUUAUCAAAGCCAAUAUUGAGAUAUUUUUCUUAACAUUUUGUGGGUUUGCUUUGACUGUUCUUAAAGAAGGCUGUAGAAUGAGUAAGUUUUACUGUAAUUUCCUGUCUACUGUUAUAAAAAAGCAGACGGUAACUGUUCCUUUGGUUUCCUCCUUUAGCACAGAAGUUUGUUUUGUAGGAUCUGGUCAACUUCACAGCCUUUGGUAGUAUUUCUAGCAAGGGACUGGUAAAGAGUAAAUAAAACUCUUGGCUUUGUUUACCUUUUGUUUCUUUUUGUGUUAGAGCUGCAAAGCUGAAGAGUGACUUGAAGUUUGAGGGGGAUGUUUUUAGUGGUAGUACUCAUUUAACUGUCAAUAAAGUUUGCCAGACUACUUGGAGCAACACUUAAUAGGAUGUUAGAAGAAGAAAAUUUCCUGCCUUCUCAAUUUUUACCCUAUUCAUGUUAUUAGUUCAGAAGUAAAUACAACACUUUGAGAAGAGGUGCCAUUUGGGCCAGUGAUAAAACUCUCUUUUUAUUUUCCUCAACUAGUAGAUUCCAUCUCCCUUCUUUUAACUCUCCGUCCAUAGCUGAUAAUCUAGUGCUUAGACUACUGUUCAAAUAGAAGAUUGAGUCUGCUUUUCAGUGUAACCUAAACAUAACUGGUUGAGAUGUGCAUCUGUUCUAGGGUUGCGGAAGUCACGAUGCUGCUUGAGACUUCAUUAAAAUGAAAAUGUGAAAUUAAUUGCAGAUGGUCUUGUAAAUAAUCCAUCCUAUUUGAACUUGCAGAGGAAGUUAUGUUUCUGGAUUUUCCCUUAAAGCUGAAAUAGCUAAAAUAGUGUAAGGAAAAAAAAAUACUGCUAGGGGCAGUGUUAGAGUGUACCUAUCUUUGGAUGGGCCAGCUCCCCAAAAGGUCGGAGGAAGUGAAAUGGUAACAAAGAGCUUGCCUUACUCUUUUUAAUUGAGGUUAACUGACAAGGAAAUAGAACUUUUGAAAUGUCAGCUAUGAAGAAAAGAUACCUGCUGGUGAUGUUCUAAAGCUGCUGUUUUGAUAAUAAUUUGGAGCACAUUGCCUAUAGGGGUAACUCAGUAGUACAUAGGCGUGUGUACCUAAAGGCUUGGUGCAGCAUACUUGUGGUUGUGGAGAUGAUGGAAAUGAUGCUCACAAAAUACUGUAGUGAGACUGUAUAUUUUUUCCCACAUUGAGCAAUAAAAACAUCCAGUCACUUUUUUAA
Molecule: messenger RNA, 3984 nt
Organism: Dromaius novaehollandiae (emu)
Lineage: Eukaryota; Metazoa; Chordata; Aves; Casuariiformes; Dromaiidae
Gene: METTL14
Product: methyltransferase 14, N6-adenosine-methyltransferase non-catalytic subunit
Exons: 11
Coding region: 88-1467 (459 amino acids)
Cellular component (GO): RNA N6-methyladenosine methyltransferase complex; nucleus
Molecular function (GO): mRNA binding
Source: RefSeq, a predicted model, not a curated record